Hevea brasiliensis (rubber tree) is the source of this 1391-nucleotide messenger RNA. Its product is annotated as peroxidase 31-like. The record is from RefSeq and is a predicted model, not a curated record. Bases 210 to 1169 code for a protein of 319 amino acids. Gene Ontology annotation, molecular function: heme binding; peroxidase activity. Lineage: Eukaryota; Viridiplantae; Streptophyta; Magnoliopsida; Malpighiales; Euphorbiaceae. Gene Ontology annotation, biological process: hydrogen peroxide catabolic process; response to oxidative stress. The transcript has a single exon.
GCACAUCCCGUGACUGGUGGUGGUGAAUAGAGUGGCGCGUGCACUUUCUCUCUCUCCUUGUCCGAAGUCCAAAGUACAAGCUCCAAAGUGAAACUCGCCCGUCUACGCUACCCCCUCAGUUCUUACCCUUUACUUCAGCUUCGCCUCCUUUCCAAGCUAAAAAGCUCUCCUCUGUUCCUCUCUCUCUCCACGUCGAGGAAUUAGCAACAAUGGCGAAGCCCUCGUCAUUAUUCCUCAUUCUCAUUUCCCUCUCUUCUCUCGCAUUCCUCUCCGAAUCUAGACUCUCCUACAACUAUUACGAUAAAUCCUGUCCAAGAUUCACUCAAAUCAUCCAAGAAACCAUUACCAACAAGCAAAUCACCAGCCCCACCACCGCCGCCGGCACUCUCCGUCUCUUCUUCCAUGACUGCCUCCUCAACGGCUGCGACGCCUCCAUACUCAUCUCCUCCACUCCCUUCAACUCUGCUGAGCGUGAUGCCGACAUCAACCUGUCCCUCCCUGGCGACGCCUUCGAUCUCGUCACUCGUGCUAAGACUGCCCUCGAGCUUUCUUGCCCCAACACUGUCUCCUGCGCUGAUAUACUCGCCGUCGCUACCCGUGAUCUUGUCACUAUGGUUGGUGGUCCUUACUACAAUGUGGUCCUCGGCCGCAAAGAUUAUCGCGUCUCCAAGUCCUCUUAUGUGGAAGGAAAUCUGCCGAGACCUACCAUGCCUAUGUCGAACGUUAUUAACAUCUUUGCUUCUAAAGGUUUCAGUGUUCAAGAAAUGGUGGCAUUGAGUGGCGCACACACUAUAGGCUUCUCUCAUUGUAAGGAGUUCUCUAGUUACAUUUACAAUGAUACUCAUUACAACCCAAGAUUUGCCCAGGACCUGCAAAAGGCCUGUGCAGAUUAUCCCAAGAAUCCAACUUUGUCAGUAUUUAAUGAUAUAAUGACCCCAAACAAGUUCGACAACAUGUAUUUCCAGAAUUUGCCUAAAGGGUUGGGGCUAUUAGAGUCAGAUCAUGGGUUGUAUAACGAUCUAAGGGCCAGGCCUUAUGUGGAGAUGUACGCCAAGGAUCAGAACAAGUUCUUUCAGGACUUUGCUAGAGCAAUGGAGAAGCUUAGUGUUUAUGGAGUCAAGACUGGAAGGAGAGGUGAGAUUAGGCGCAGGUGUGAUGCUAUCAAUUGAAAAUUUGAAAUUUCUUUUUUUUUUUUUUUCUCAAAUUGUUUGUGAUUGAGGGCAGAGAAGAGGAGAAGUAAAGAGACUAUGGGUGAUGAUGAUGGGAGAUAUUGGUGUUUUUUUUUUUUAAUUAAUUCUUUGGGUUGUGUGGAUCUGAAGAUGACAUGCAUGUGUACAAUCUUUGCCUGGACCAGUCAUGAUAUGAAGCUUAAAUUAUACAAUGUUUGUUUA